AUGUCGUCGAAGCUGGAAUCGAUAUUACCCAAGUUCAAGAGCACAAAUUUGAAACAGCUCGCUUCCUUAUGCGGCGAGAAGACCUCGGGUAGAAAGACGGACCUCAUCGACCGACUCGUCGCCUUGAGUCACGCGCGUCCAGCUAAACCGCCUGGCACCAAAGACUCGCGACUUAUUCUGAGCAUCGACCUGGGAAUCCGCAACCUAGGUUAUAGUCUUAUAGCACCCGCCGCGCCAUCCAAAGUUCUCUCACCUUCUGCUCUGACUGCUGAUGACUUGCGCCGGCCGCCGCGUAUCCAUCUUCACGAAUGGAAGCGACGAGAGCUCCUAGAGCCUUCGUUAGACGGAAUUGAGGACCCUGACCGUUAUAGCCCGGCCUCUCUUGCCAUCGCGACGGAUCGGCUAGUACGUCAUGACUUGCUACCUCUCAAACCGACGCACGUGCUCAUCGAGCGGCAGCGAUGGCGCAGUGGCGGCGCCGCAGCAGUCCAGGAAUGGACACUUCGCGUCAACACGCUUGAGGCCAUGCUACAUGCGUCGUUGCGCACGCUGCGGGAACUAGGGCAUUGGAACGGCGAGCUGGUGUCUAUGGCACCCAACAGGGUCACGCGAUUCUGGCCUCCGCCACCGACUAUAUCCGAGGAGACACCAAAGACGAGGAGCCGGUCCGCUAAAGCGGUCAAUGGAGAAACUCGAAAGGGAGCUAAGUCGCAGCAGAAUAGCAAGAAGUACAAGAUUGGCGUUCUGACGAGCUGGUUAGCGAUGAAAAGAGGAAGCGAGAUCAUUCUACCUGCGAAUCGUGACACGGAGGACGCUGUUAAGUGGUUCCGUUCGAAGCUGACUCGCUCUCGGAAGAAAUUGGGCGAUGUCGAGGACUUGGUUCGUGAUGCCGGUCCACGGAAACUCGACGACUUGACCGAUAGUCUCUUGCAAGGUGUAGCAUGGUUGAAGUGGGAGGAGAACAGAGAUAUCCUCCUUAGAGAGGAAGGAUUAAUGAGGCUCCUAGAAGAGAAGCUCUUAGACGAACUAGAAGUUGACACAUUGGUUGACGACGUAUAA
Messenger RNA from Daldinia childiae, 1059 nucleotides. Its product is annotated as Cruciform cutting endonuclease 1, mitochondrial. Bases 1 to 1059 code for a protein of 352 amino acids. Gene Ontology annotation, cellular component: mitochondrion. Lineage: Eukaryota; Fungi; Ascomycota; Sordariomycetes; Xylariales; Hypoxylaceae. The record is from RefSeq and is a predicted model, not a curated record. Gene Ontology annotation, molecular function: Y-form DNA binding; crossed form four-way junction DNA binding; DNA endonuclease activity. The transcript has a single exon.